AUGGCGUCGACGUGGGUUAUUCGGCUCACUCAAGCCGACAAAAGCAGCAGUCCAAUAUUGAUCAACGUGUCACAAAAAGAAGGCGGGCAUGUUCUGGAUCUCGACCUCCUCGCAACCGACGGCGAAGCAGCCUACGCCGGUAAAGUCAGGCAGCGCAGCCUCAAGAAAUUGCGCGCGAAGAAUUAUGAGGGGAAUGACGAGGACUGGGCAAGCAUCAUUUCUUCCAUUCUCGGCACAGACACGAAAACCUCAGCCAACAUACAGCGUAAGAGCAAUCUCGAGGUGACGUGUUCAGUAUCGGGCAAGGAUCCUAAAACCCUCUUAUCAAUCACCAUCAACAAUAGAAUCGAAGAGAUCACACAGCGCCUUGGGGCUAUUGAACUACCUCAAACGGAGGACACCGACGAUGUGGACCUCUUUGGCUGGGCAUCGCAGGCGGCUGAGAAGCGGGAUGAGUUGCAAGAAGAUGUCACAAGUCUGAAAGCGCAGGUCAAGACAAAAGAUGAGGUGGUGGCAAGCCUCCAGAGACAAAUUGACGAAUUGGUCGAAGCCAAAGCUGAGCACGAACAGCAGAUGCUAUCUAAAUUUGCACUGCUCCUCAACGAAAAGAAGCUCAAAAUCAGGAAUAUGCAACGGAUCCUGUCCACUGCAAAGACGGACAAGAAAAAAUUGAAGGAGCUGCAAGCUGUCAUUGGGGACGAAGCAGUCGGUGCAACUCGACGUCGUAAGAGACCAGCUGAGGACGUCGUGGACGACGAUGAUGAGAGUGAUGGCUUCGAGACCACAGGCGCGGAACCUGCCACUAAUAUCGAGAAAGAAGCCGGAUCACCAACUUCUAGUGAUUCGACCCCAACACCCUCAGAGAGUGACGAGGAUACCGAUGAGGACAACUUGGAUGCCCCGGCAACAUAUUCGGAUCAACCAAGAACUCGAGCAAUGGGUCCAGACCAUGACCAAGGACAAAGCAUGACGCAAGGUAACGGGCAGACUAAGGCUCAGGCUCUGGCUCAAACCACCCAGGCUGCAGAACAGAGCGACAGUGGUGACGGCAACGAUGACAACGACAAUGACGAGGAAACAGCGAGCGAGGAUGACGAACUAUGA
Molecule: messenger RNA, 1104 nt
Organism: Fonsecaea nubica
Lineage: Eukaryota; Fungi; Ascomycota; Eurotiomycetes; Chaetothyriales; Herpotrichiellaceae
Exons: 2
Coding region: 1-1104 (367 amino acids)
Biological process (GO): DNA recombination; double-strand break repair
Cellular component (GO): nucleus
Molecular function (GO): DNA binding
Source: RefSeq, a predicted model, not a curated record